Molecule: messenger RNA, 1889 nt
Organism: Botrytis porri
Lineage: Eukaryota; Fungi; Ascomycota; Leotiomycetes; Helotiales; Sclerotiniaceae
Exons: 5
Coding region: 127-1773 (548 amino acids)
Biological process (GO): protein folding
Cellular component (GO): chaperonin-containing T-complex
Molecular function (GO): ATP-dependent protein folding chaperone; ATP binding; ATP hydrolysis activity
Source: RefSeq, a predicted model, not a curated record
CGAUUGGAACGCGCUGAUCAGGGUAGAAGUUUGUCCAAAUAUUCUGCUUUUUGUUUGGUUUGUUCGAUACCUCUGCAGUUUGUUUCAGCACUCUUUUGAUAUAGGAAACCUCGCACAUCUUCAAACAUGGCGAUGAAUAUUGAUAUGUCACAGGCUUCUGUGAUCAAGGAUGAGCAAGGAAGACCUUUCAUCGUUGUUAGAGAUCAAGGAAAGAAAAAGAGACAACAUGGAAACGAGGCAGUCAAAUCACAUAUUCUAGCAGCGAGGACAGUAGCCAACAUUGUCAAGACCUCCCUUGGUCCCCGAGGCCUCGAUAAGAUCCUUAUUUCUCCAGAUGGUGAUAUUACAGUCACAAAUGACGGUGCUACCAUUUUGGGACAGAUGGAGAUUCAGAACCACGUUGCAAAGCUUUUAGUCGAACUCUCAAAAUCUCAGGAUGACGAAAUUGGUGACGGCACAACUGGUGUAGUGGUUUUGGCUGGUGCCUUGUUAGAACAAGCUGCCGAACUUAUCGACAAGGGAAUUCACCCCAUUCGUAUAGCUGAUGGAUACGACCAAGCUUGUGAUAUUGCUGUUGCGGAGCUGGAUAGAAUUGCCGAUACUAUCGAAUUCACAAAAACACAAAAAGAGAAUUUAGUCAAGGUUGCAAGGACAAGUUUGGGAAGUAAAAUCGUCUCCAAGGCCCAUGACCAAUUUGCCAACAUUGCCGUUGAUGCCAUCUUAUCUGUUGCUGAUUUGGAGCGUAAGGAUGUUGACUUUGACUUGAUCAAGGUUGAUGGUAAGGUUGGUGGAUCUCUCGAGGAUUCUUUACUAGUUCAAGGUGUUAUUGUCGACAAAGACUUCUCACACCCUCAAAUGCCUGAUGAAGUUCGAGACGCCAAGAUCGCUAUUCUCACAUGUGCAUUCGAACCACCCAAGCCAAAAACCAAGCAUAAGCUCGACAUUACCUCCGUUGAAGAAUUUAAGAAACUACAAACAUACGAAAAGGACAAGUUUACCGAGAUGGUUCAACAAAUCAAGGAUACCGGUGCCAAUCUUGUUAUAUGUCAGUGGGGAUUUGAUGAUGAGGCAAACCAUCUUUUAUUACAAAGUCAAUUACCAGCCGUGAGAUGGGUUGGAGGACCAGAGAUAGAAUUGAUCGCCAUUGCAACAAACGGUAGAAUUGUACCAAGAUUUGAAGAUUUAUCAGCUGAGAAACUCGGAAGAGCUGGAUUGGUCAGAGAAAUGAGCUUUGGUACCACCAGGGAGAAGAUGUUGGUCAUCGAGGAGUGUGCAAACACUCGUGCCGUUACAGUCUUUGUCAGAGGAAGUAACAAGAUGAUCAUCGAUGAGGCGAAACGCUCCCUCCACGAUGCUUUAUGUGUUGUUCGUAACCUUGUUAGAGACAACAGAGUUGUUUAUGGUGGUGGUGCUGCAGAAAUCGCAUGCUCAUUAGCCGUUGAGGACGCCGCUGUUAAAUCACCUGGUCUUGAACAAUACGCCAUGCGCGCCUUUGCCGAUGCUCUUGAUGCUAUCCCAAUGGCUUUGGCAGAAAACUCCGGUCUCUCGUCCAUUGAAACCCUUGCCUCUGUCAAGAGUAGACAAGCCACCGAGAAGAACACAAGAUUAGGUGUUGAUUGUAUGCAAACUGGUAGCAAUGACAUGAGAGAUGCUUUCGUCAUCGAUCCAUUGAUCGGUAAGAAGCAACAGUUGAUGUUGGCCACUCAACUUUGUCGUAUGGUAUUGAAGAUCAAUAACGUCAUCAUUGCUGGAAACGAUGAGAAUGAAUUUUAGAAUGGGAAAAAAUUGCCAUAGUAAAAUAGACUAGGGUUCCAUGAUUAAAUAGAUUCAUUUAAGCGCUUCAAUUUGAUAUACCUAUUAAUGACAGAAAUUCUGAGGUAUCGCCGCUA